AUGGAUCAGAAAACGAUGCCAAUUGCGGUCGUUGGCAUGGCUUGUCGAUUUGCUGGGGAGGUCACCAGUCCAGAAAGGCUCUGGGAGCUGUGCGCAGAGGCGAAAAGUACUUGGUCGGAGAUACCAACGACACGCUUCAAUAACGAGGCAUUCUACCACCCCCACGGCGAGAAACUGGGAACGUCAAACGUCAAAGGUGCACAUUUCUUGAGUGAAGAUGUGUCUCUGUUUGAUGCAUCUUUCUUCAACUUUACUGCGGAAGUUGCGCAAACGAUGGAUCCCCAGUUUCGACUACAACUGGAGACAGUCUUUGAGGCUCUAGAAAGCGCUGGUUUGCCAUUGGAGUCUGCAGCCGGAUCAAAAACAUCCGUCUACGCUGGAGCUUUUUUCAGAGACUAUCACGACGCCUUAAUGCGUGAUGUGGAGACCAUGCCGCGAUUCUUUAUGACUGGCAAUGGAGCUGCUAUGGCAGCCAAUAGGAUCUCGCAUUUCUUUGAUUUUCGAGGUCCAAGCAUCACUGUCGAUACUGGUUGCUCCACCGCGUUAGCUGCCUUGCACCUUGGUUGUCAGAGCCUCCGUACUGGCGAUGCUGAGGUUUCGAUUAUCGCUGGCGCUAAUUUGAUGCUGAAUCCCGAUAUGUUCAUCUCAAUGUCGAGCUUAGGCUUCCUGUCACCAGAUGGCAAGUCUUAUGCAUUCGACAGUCGGGCAAAUGGUUAUGGACGAGGAGAGGGCGUAGCAACCGUCAUUCUCAAACCUCUAGCUGAUGCCAUCAGAGACGGUGACCCUAUUCGUGCCGUCAUCAGAGAGACCGCUCUCAAUCAGGAUGGUAGGACUCCGACAAUCACCUCUCCUAGCCAGGAAGCACAACAAGCUCUCAUACGAGAAUGCUACCAAGCGGCUGGCCUAGACCCUGCAGAGACAGCUUACGUAGAAGCACACGGUACUGGAACUCAGACGGGCGAUCCGAUAGAGGCAGCCGCGAUCGGUAUCGAAUUUGGAAAGGGAAGGCCAUCGGAGAAGCCACUCGUCAUUGGUUCAGUCAAGACCAAUCUUGGCCAUUGUGAAGCUUCAAGUGGUCUUGCUGCCCUAAUCAAGGUAGUGAUGGCGCUUGAGAAUGAGCAGAUACCUCCAAGCAUCAACUUUGAGAAGCCGAACCCUAAACUGAAGCUGGAUGAAUGGAAACUCAAGAUCGCCCGUGAGCUCCAAGCAUGGCCAGAAAGCGAGGUCAAGAGAGCUUCGAUUUCCAAUUUCGGAUAUGGCGGCUGUAAUGCACAUGUUAUCGUUGAGCAUCCCGACGUACUAUGUGGAGCUUCGGAGGCUGAUGAAGAUCAAACGACUGUUGAGAAGACUUCCCGAUUGUUUGUCCUUGCAGCAAAGGAUCCGAUUGCCCUACAAGCACAGCGUGAACGACUGGCCGAACACUUGACGGACAGUAGCGACCAAUCCUAUUCGCUUCUCAACAAUCUUGCUUACACACUCGGUAGCCGGAGAUCAAACUUGCCCUGGAAGGUCUGCUUGUCUGCCAGAACGACUGAUGAAUUGGUUGACGGCUUAAUCAGUGCGAAGCAAGCAGCUGUAAAGACCGGGCCUCUAGCCCCAAGGAUAGGAUUUGUGUUCACGGGACAAGGAGCGCAGUGGCAUGCGAUGGGCAGAGAACUGAUAUCUGCUUAUCCGGUAUUUCAAAAGACUUUGAUGGACUGCAACGCUUACUCGCGCGAGUUCGGAGUCGAGUGGUCGCUGAUAGACGAGCUCAGAAGAUCUGAGACCGAAACUCGAGUCAACGACCCUGGCAUGAGUCUGGUACUAUGUACAGCUAUCCAGCUCUCAUUGGUUUGUCUUCUUCGUUCUUGGAACGUCCUUCCAACUGCGGUCACAAGUCAUUCAAGUGGUGAGGUGGCAGCCGCAUUCGCAGCAGGCGCUCUGGACCUAAGAAACGCUAUGGCAAUUCCUUGCUUGAGAACCAAACUUAACACCAAAAUCGCUGGUGGACCGGAUGGUCAAGCAGGUGCCAUGCUAGCAGCUGGUAUAGGUCGCGAAGAUGCCGAACUCCAUCUCCAGAAAGUGACAGUUGGAAAGGCAGUCAUUGCAUGCGUGAACAGCCCAACCUCGGUCACGCUCUCGGGUGACACUACCGCUAUUGACGAAAUCCAGGUACAACUUGAGCUUGAAAAAGUGUUUGCGCGAAAGCUCAAGGUUGGCGUUGCAUACCAUUCACAUCAUAUGGCACCAUUCUCAGAGCAAUUCACUGCAGCCCUGGAGCAACUUCCGAGUUCCGAAGGAGAGUUCAACGGCGUUCGCUACACUACACCUGUGACUGGAAAGCCUCUCAAGUCAGCAAAAGAGAUCGGCAUCGGUCACUGGGCUCUCAACAUGGUAUCUCCGGUACUUUUCCUGGAUGCAUAUCGUAACAUGUGCCUGGAAAUUGGAGAGACCCCAACAAAAUUGGUCGACGUUGUGGUAGAGGUAGGUCCUCACGGAGCUCUGUCAGGACCCAUCAGACAGAUAAUGCAGCUUCCGGAGUUUGAAAAUACUGCAAUUUCUUAUGCAUCAUGUCUAGGUCGGGGCCAAGAUGCUGUGUCAACAAUGCAAGCACUAGCCAGCGAGCUCCUCGCAAUGGGCGUGCCAGUGGACCUGAAUGCUGUCAACUUCCCAAAUGGUUCUGAGCAAGCUCGUGUGCUGACAGGUCUUCCGACUUACCCUUGGACGCAUAGCAUUCAACACUGGUCUGAGCCUUCUGCCAACAAGAAUCAUCGCUCGAAGAAGCGAAGAAUGCACGAUCUGCUCGGCACUCUGGAAUCAAAUUCUAAUCCAAUGAUGCCAACCUGGCGCCUGGUUCUCAAAGUCACUGAUUUACCAUGGGUUCGUGAUCACCAAGUGCAGGGCAGCAUGAUCUAUCCCGGAGCAGGAUUUAUUUGCAUGGCGAUCGAAGGCCUCAACCAGCUCGUCCAGAACGAUGGUAAAAAUGCAACGGGCUUCAAUUUGAUGGACAUCGACAUCAAACUCGGAUUGGUCGUACCAGAGGAGGGCGGAGUCGAGCUGAAGCUUCACCUACGCGAACUGCCCGAGAAGAAUAUGUGUGAAAAGGGGUGGUAUCAGUUCCACAUCUUUUCAUUGAACAAUGGAGGCUUUUGGGCAGAACAUUGCAGCGGCAUGAUUGCAGCCGAGCUCGAGCAAAAGCUCAUCAACGUUUCGCCAACAUUGCAAAACGUUAUCUCACAGGAUAAGGAGGUGUACACCAGGCGCAUGGAAGCCACAGAUCUGUACAAAGGCCUUCGACGUGCCGACAUCUACCACGGACCUAUCUUCCAGAACUUGUUGGAGAUCAGGCAAACGCAAGGGUCCUCGCUGUGUAAUUUCAGAAUUGCAGACACAGCCAGUCUGCUACCAGCAAAGCACGAGGAGCCACAUGUGCUGCACCCCACCACUCUAGACUCAAUAUUACAAGCCGCUUACAGCUCUUUGCCCAGAAGCUCCACCACUCAAGCCCCUAAGGUGCCCAAGACCAUCAGGCAUAUGUUUGUCAAUGCAUCUGCUCGCGGUACAGUAAAUACUGUGCAAGAAGCACAUUCUGCCUUGUUGUACGACAGACCACAAGGGUUCAGCGCAUCCGUCAUAGUGCCAGGCGAAGCAGAGAAACGACCAUUCGUCGUCGUCGAUCGCCUUGUGUGCCAGUCUCUUGGGUCACUUGCGCCGCAGGUCGAAAGCUUAAAAGAUGACGCUCUCUGUAUGACAACUUCAUGGCAGGCGGACCUGUCCUUGCUUUCGCAAGAAGAAGCUCACAAUCGUCUAAAGCUGCCUGACGAUCUUGCUGAGAAUGGCACGAUUGCAGAUAUGAAGAGAGCAGUCUAUCACUACAUUCGACUAGCGCUGCAAGAGCUCGAAGACGAAGACUACGAACAAUUCCAAGCUCACCAAAAGUCCAUGUUUGAGUGGAUGAAACUCCAAGUCAAACUUGCUGAGUUUAACAUACUCGGGUCUGAUAAGAUUGGUGCCGGGACAGGAGGAUGUACACGGACAGUCCUGAACGCGCUUGGAGGUGGGACUAGUGAUCAGGUUCAAAGUUUCGCUCACUAUGAUUUCACAGACAUAUCCUCUGGCUUCUUCGGCGAAGCCAGAAAGUCAUUUGCAGCUUGGGGCGAUCAGGUUUCGUACAAGAAGCUUGAUGUUGAGUUGGACCCGACAGUGCAAGGGUUCCAAGAGCAUUCGUAUGACCUCAUUGUGGCAUGUCGAGUCCUUCACGCAACUAGAUCGAUGCAAAAGACAUUGGAAAAUGUUCACAGGUUGCUGAAACCGGGCGGCAAAUUGCUCAUGGUCGAAGACACGCAAGACGCUCUUGACACACAACUUGUCUUUGGAGUGCUUCCUGGAUGGUGGCUUGGAGAAGAAGAUGAGAGAAUCUUUAGUCCAACGCUACGGGUAGACGGAUGGAAGCGCCUGCUCAAGAAGUCUGGUUUCACCGGACUGGACAUUGUUUGUCACGAUCGGGAGGAUGAUCAACUCUAUUCCAGUAGUGUCCUGUUGAGCACUUCGACAAGGAGUGACGUUGCCACAUACUCGACAAACUUCAACAUCGUGUUGGACAAGGCAAGCCCACCGGCCUCUUGGGUCGAUUCCCUCAGGCGACACAUCUCAGACCACACUGGGCGAACGGUCAAAGUAUCCUCAUUGGCAGAGUCUGAUGCCACCGAAGAUGUUUGCGUGGUCUUAGAGGAAAUCGUGAGACCGAUUUUGGCGCAUCCGGCAUCGGAGCAAUUUUCUGCACUCGUACGACUCUUGACGAUGUCCAAGGGCGUGAUGUGGGUGAGCCGAGGUGGUACCAUCAGCUGUCCUAUUCCCGAAGCCGCCAUGCAUGUCGGCAUCCUCAGGACCUUGAGAUGUGAAAACAGCCACCGAAGACAUAUCUCGCUCGAUCUGGAUCCCAGACAAGAGCCAUGGUCGGCACACUCUGUCCAGACGAUAGCCAAGAUCCUAAAGCUGUCGUUCGACGAGUCCAUUGACUCUGCCGAUAUUGAGACAGAAAUGAUGGAGGCAUCCAACGUCAUCUGUAUACCAAGGAUCGUUGAAGAUACUGACGAAGAUGCUGCUACUCUUGGGCCACGCACAAGCUCUUUCGAGAAGCAGCCGUUUCUGAAUUCAUCUCGCAAGCUUCAGAUGAUUGUUGAGAAACCUGGUCUCUUGGAUUCUAUUGCCUUCAAGGAUAUUAGUGCAGAAAGCAUGACUCUUCCAGAGGACUUUGUAGAGAUCGAGCCCAAAGCAUUCGGACUGAACUUCCGUGAUGUUAUGGUAGCCAUGGGACAGCUAGACACCGACAUCAUGGGUUUUGAGUGUAGCGGCAUCGUACAAGCCGCUGGCAAAAACACCAAAUUCAAGGCCGGCGAUAGGGUUUGCGCUCUCAUGCGUGGUCACUGGUCGAAUGUCGUACGGCUCCAUGGCACAAGCGUUGCAAAAAUUCCGGAUGAGAUGUCUUUCGAGACUGCCACGACGAUACCUAUGGUCUUCAUCACAGCGUAUUUCUCCCUUGUCAAUACGGCGAGACUCGAGAGGGGCGAAUCAAUUCUGAUACAUGCAGCUGCAGGCGGUGUCGGACAAGCUGCUAUUAUGCUCGCGCAACACAUAGGAGCAGAGGUUUUCGUAACAGCCGGGUCAGAGGAAAAGCGCGCAUUCUUGGCUCAGCAGUAUGGACUCCCGAUGGACCAUAUCCUGUCGAGCAGAGACAGCUCUUUCGCCUCCGACAUCAUGGCUAUGACGGAUCAGCGCGGUGUAGAUGUGAUCCUGAACUCCUUGUCCGGAGCCUUGCUCAAGUCUAGUUGGCACUGCGUCGCACAGUUCGGACGAUUCGUUGAAAUAGGAAAGCGCGACAUCGAGGCCAACAACAGCCUCGAUCUUGAGCCUUUUCUUCGCAACGUCACCUUUUCCUCUGUGGAUCUGAUACAGCUAGGUCAAUUUCGCGGAGAGAUUGUAGAACGCGUCCUGUCAGAAGUUCUGGUGCUGCUCAAUCAGAACGCAAUUCGACCAGUAACACCUACACUUAAAUUUUCUGUCUCGGAGAUGGAGUGGGCUAUGCGGACCUUGCAGGCUGGUAAGCACUGGGGCAAGAUUGUAGUCGUUCCCAACGAAGAGGAUCUGGUCGACGUACAACAAUCUUUGAGGCCUGUUCGACUCUCUCCUGAUGCUACAUACCUUCUUGUAGGUGGUGCCGGGGGUAUCGGCAUGUCCAUUAUGGAGCGACUGGCAUCGGCAGGAGCUAAACACCUGCUGUUGCUGUCUCGUUCAGCCGGACGUCAGGCUGAGACUAACCCAUCCAUAAGAAAACUCCAAGAAAGUGGCUGCAACGUGGAGGCACGCGACUGCGACGUCGCCGAUGCGCAGGCACUUGGCGACUCACUGGAGUGGUGCCGAAAAUCGAUGCCUCCAAUACGUGGCAUCAUCCAGGCUGCGAUGGUCCUGAGGGAUUCCAUCUUCGAGACCAUGAGUCUAGAGGACUACAUGACCGCUAUUCGCCCGAAGGUGGCCGCCACGUUCAAUCUGCAUUAUCGGUUCGCAGCACCAGGCUCGCUCGACUUCUUCGUGACCCUCUCUUCCUUUGCUGCAGUCGGCGGAAACGCUUCACAAGCCAACUACGCUGCUGGAGGAGUCUACCAAGAUGCCCUCACCAGGCACCGUGCUUCGAUAGGACUCCCGGCAGUCGAUAUCGAUCUUGGAAUGGUCAAGUCGAUCGGCUAUGUUGCGGAGACAAAGGGCGUUGCGGAAAGACUGAGUCGUGCGGGCUAUCGGCCACUGGAGGAGGCGGAAGUAAUGUCGCUCAUCGACUCUGCUUUGCGCAAUCCGCUCCGAAGCGUCGAAGACUGUCAGAUCAUCACUGGCGUUACUGCUUCGUAUACUGGAGACACUUCAGCUACACCCUGGCGUCUGGAGCCACGCUUCCGUGGCCUGAGGCAAGCAAAGAGCACUGUCGCUAUCAUGGUCGCAGGGACUUCCGAAGGAGCUCUUGUAGACCUUAGAACUCAGCUCGCAGCAGCCGAAUCGCAAGACGACGCCACAGAAACUGUUUGCAAAGCGCUCAUCCGGAAGCUGUCCAACAUGUUCAUGGUACCAGAGGCGGACAUCAAGCGCAAUCUUCCAAUGUCGGACUUCGGUGUAGACUCUCUCGUCGCAGUCGAAUUGCGCAAUUGGUUGGUUGGUCAGACUCGGGCAGAGAUCAGCAUCUUUGAUCUGAUGCAGAGCCCGAAUCUUCUCGAGCUUGCAGAGAAGACAGCCAAAGGCAGCAAGUUGUGUACGUUCUAG
This is a messenger RNA of Aureobasidium subglaciale EXF-2481, 7284 nucleotides long. RefSeq lists its product as uncharacterized. Bases 1 to 7284 code for a protein of 2427 amino acids. Gene Ontology annotation, biological process: secondary metabolite biosynthetic process; fatty acid biosynthetic process. The transcript has 12 exons. Gene Ontology annotation, molecular function: fatty acid synthase activity; phosphopantetheine binding; 3-oxoacyl-[acyl-carrier-protein] synthase activity. NCBI's taxonomy places the organism in Eukaryota, Fungi, Ascomycota, Dothideomycetes, Dothideales, Saccotheciaceae. The record is from RefSeq and is a predicted model, not a curated record.